UCACGGCUCACUGAGCGUUUUCUCGCGAGUUAACCAUCUCCCAACUUUCAUCAAACACAACAAAACAAAAAAGAAACACAAGAUAUGCCUGAACAAGACCUUGUCGAAUACGCCCGCGACGCCGCAAGUCGCGGCGACGACUUGUUUGCGCUCCUCGCGACCGAUGCCACAGCGUCGGAAGCCGACAUCCGCAGAGCAUUCCGGCGCAAGGCGCUCACAGCGCACCCUGACAAGGCCGGUGACGCCUACGACCCGGCUCUUUACGAGCGUCUGGAGCGCGCACGCGAUGUGCUUCUCACCCCGGCAGCCCGCGAGGCCUACGACAAUGGCAUGCGCGCCGCUCUACGAAAGAAGAUGGAGUUGGAGCAGAUGUCCCUCAAGAGGCGGCAGCUAGUCGAAGACCUAGAGCGGAGGGAAGAGAUGGCCAAGCGCGCCAAGACUAUGAGCACGCAGACCCCUGACCCGGAGCGUGCUGCCAUGGCCGCGAGGGGAAGGGCCAAGCUGGAAGAGAUGAGGCGGCUGAGAGAGGAGGCUGAGAAGCGGGAAAGGCUCGCGAGGGAGAAGGAGGCCGCCGUGACAUCAGGAGGUGAACCAAAAAAGGUUGGGGAAGGUCAAAACGGCCAGAUUACAUCUACGCAGACCAGUGAGGACUACGAUGAACGCAUUGCUGAGCUUGAGAAACGUCUCAAGGAGAAGCAGCAGCGUAGGGCCGAGAAGGAACAGCGCAAGGCAGAGAAGAAGUCAAAGAAGGCUGGGACGCCGCCGGCGGCCCCGUCCCCAGAAAGGGAGACCUCCAACAAUCCUCCACCACCUCCCACUGCCACAGGACUUCAGGCUGACGAAGACAAGAUCUCCACGCCCGCACAAUCUGCAGACAAUCCCCCCAAGGCUGCCGGUUUUGCGUCUACUUUGGCAAGACUUCGCGCUGCCCAGGCGAAGAAAGACGAGGAGAAGAGGAGAAAAGCACCGGGAGAAGCUGCGACAGCAGGAGCAUGAUUGUGUUGUGCAUGCCAGAUAGACCUAUGAUACCCUACUAAUAGAAUCGUCCAGUAGAUCGUCCAGCAGACAACCUCAAGUGAAUUCAAUCCAUUAUAUGAUAUUGCGACCC
This is a messenger RNA of Canariomyces notabilis, 1108 nucleotides long. RefSeq lists its product as uncharacterized. Gene Ontology annotation, biological process: spliceosomal complex disassembly. Lineage: Eukaryota; Fungi; Ascomycota; Sordariomycetes; Sordariales; Chaetomiaceae. The record is from RefSeq and is a predicted model, not a curated record. Bases 85 to 996 code for a protein of 303 amino acids. The transcript has a single exon. Gene Ontology annotation, cellular component: spliceosomal complex.